UCGUCUAAUAAUAAUAAUAAUAGUAAUAAUAUGUAGCUGUAUUGGUAAACAGGCAACAAUAGAAGAGAAGGGAGCGGAUUGGUUCUGGGGAGGAAGGAGUGUUUUGUUCCGAGGGAGGGAGGUGGUGCGCGCAUGCGCACUGGCGGACGCCCUGCGUGACGUCACGCGCUCCCUCUUCCCUCCCUCCCGGUCCGCUGCUGCUGGGUCUGUGGCUGGCGCUGAGGGAGCGAAGGAGGACCAUGGCGGCGGAGCAGGAAAACAAGGCUGCAUUAAUACAUGAAACCAGACAACGUUUUGAAGCAGAAUAUGUUCCAGCAAAAACAGAGAAAUAUGAUUCCAGAGAUUUGGAGAGACUACAGCAAGAUGAUACCUGGGUUGAAAAUUUCCUACUGUGGAGGCACGAUGUUGUAGAUGAUACACUAAAGAUGAUUGAUGAAAGUUUUCAGUGGAGGAAAGAAUAUGCGGUUCAUGACUUGACUGAAUCAGCACUUCCAAAGUGGUUAUUUGAUAUUGGUGCCCUUUAUCUACAUGGUUAUGACAAGGAAGGCUAUAAAAUAUUUUGGUUCAGGGUGAAACUUCAUACAAAAGAUCCUAAAACUCAAUUUGAAAAAAAGAAACUAGUAGCCUUUUGGUUAGAGCGCUAUGCAAAAAGAGAAAAUGGCAAGCCUUUGACAGUGGUGUUUGACAUGGCUGAAACUGGACUAAGUAACAUAGACUUGGAUUUUGUCCGGUACAUUAUUGGCUGUUUUAAAGUCUAUUAUCCUAAUUACCUCACUAAAAUUGUGAUCUUUGAAUUGCCUUGGAUAAUGAAUGCUGCUUUUAAGCUUGUUAAAAGUUGGCUGGGCCCAGAAGCAGUAAAUCUGUUGAAGGUAACCAAUAAGAAUGAUGUCCAGGAGUAUAUCAGUGCUGAAUACCUACCUCCCCAUAUGGGUGGGACUGAUACAUUCAAGUACAGUUACCCUCCACUGGUUGAUGAUGAUUUUCAGACUCCACUCUGUGAAAAUGGACCCAUUACUAGUGAAGAUGAAACUGAAAGUAAAGAAGAUACAGACAUAGACAACAAGGAAGGUCUAGAUACUAAUGAAGAGCAAGGACCCAAUUCAAAAAAGGCAAAUCAUGCAGAACAAACUCCAAAAUCCGAAGAAUGUGACAAAAUAGAUUCGAAAACAAAAAAUGCGAAGAAAGCACUUACCACAUUUAAAGGACUUUUAUUGCAUAUAAGCCCAGCAGAAGAACUGCACUUUGGUUCCAAAGAAACUGGAGAGAAGAAAUGUUUGAUUGUUCUAACAAAUGUGACUAAAAAUACAGUGGCAUUUAAGGUGAGAACAACUGCUCCUGACAAGUACAGAGUCAAGCCAAGUAACAGCAGCUGCGAACCAGGCACAUCUGUAGAUAUAAUAAUAUCUCUUCAUGGUGGUUGUGCAGUUUCUCUACAAGACCGUUUUCUGAUUAUGGCAGCAGAAAUGGAUCAGUCCUCUGUAGUGGGAACACAAGAAUUGGCUCAGUUUUGGAAGGAAAUCCCCAGGAACAAAGUGAUGGAGCAUAGAUUAAGAUGCCAUGUUACUGAAAGCAGCAAACCUUCUUCUUUAACAUUAAAUGAAAAUACCUUUAACAUUCCUGCAAAAAGCAAUGAAGAUUUACACUUACAGCUAACACAAUUAUUGCAAGCCAACAAAAGACUUCGAGAACAGAUUGACCGCUGUGUCUGGUUCCAACAGUUGACUCUUCUGUUGGUGUUUCUCCUAGUUGCCAGUACUACAUUCUGUUUCUACAUGUUAUAUGCUCCAAGGAGCUAAAGAUGAAUGCUCUGUAAAACAUGCAGUGUUGAUGUCAGUCAGUUGGGAAAAUAGCUAGUGCUAUUCUGUAGAGCUGUGGAACUGCCAAAACAAGAUCCAUAUAUGGAGUUUUGCAAAAACUAAAAUUCACAGGGCUAUGAUGUAUGCCUUUUAAUCAGCAUGUGAAGUGACUUCAUUAAUAUUAUUACAGCAUAAGAAGAACAGGAUGUCAAAGACAUCAUUUUCACUGGAUAUGUAAUAAGUACUCAGACCUACAGUGCUUAUAAUUUAAUACUUUUUCUUUGUUUCUGUCAUGCAGAAAUAUAUAAGAUGUAUCAAAGUAAUUUUGUACAUAAAAUGUAACAUUUCCUUUGAAAUGUAACUGCAAAAUAGGUAAUAGACCUUCUUGUGUUGGCUGUACAUAUAGAAUGUGUGUACAUAAUAGAUAAUGAUAUACAUGAUUGUGCAGCUGGUAACUGAAGAGCUGCAUCCUAAUGUUAGUUCGGUCUUUCUUAUUUUUCAGAAUUAUUACUGCUAUUUUAUGCCAAACUAUUUGCAUCCAGUAUGUAUCUUAUAGCCAUACUUCCCAGAAUGUCCUGCUAUGGUUCCAAAAAGAACUGAUUUGGGACUUUCUUGUUACAAACUCUUAUAGCUACAUGUAAGAAGGUGCCACGCACCACAGUCUCUUUGAAAGAAAAUAAAUAGUUGUACAGGAAAGCAACUCUCCAUUCUCCAAUCCUGAUUUGAGUCUCCAGAACUGAAAUAGCUAACGUAGGAUUGCAGCUGCUUUGUUCCAGUAUGUUUUGCUGUUGAUUUCAUGCUGAUAUGUUACAGAAGAUUCUGGGGCAAUAAUUGCAACACCACAAGCUUCAUAGUUGGAUUUGAAAUAAUUGCUGUAAGCAUUUUCCCUCUGAAAUACAUGCAGUAAAUCAUGUGUGAUGUUGAUAUUAAGUAGAAAGACACAAAUGUCUUAGAAGAAUUGUUAAGAAGAGAAUGGUCAUUUACUAUUUGCUCUUAGUAGCAGUUUAGAAUAAUAAAAGUUUGUGCCAGUCAAACAUUCUUUGUUUUUAACUAUACUUUGUAUGAAAAAGGAGAGUGGUAGAACUUUGUCAACACUCAACUUUUUUUAAAAAAAAAUCAGUUUGAUUGUCCCUUUCCACUAUAAAGAAGUCACAUAAAAACAUAACAAUAAACUAUUAUGUUCACACAUUGGUUAUGGUCCAGCAUAGCCUAUCCAUGGACUUCUUGUUUGCUUCUUUGAGAAAGGGGUGAUGUGUGUACACACAGGAAUUUUCCACUGCAUUUCCCAUGUGUCAGUAAGAGGGAAUACACAAACUUCAGUAAAUUUAAUGCAUUUUUUUCUUCUCCACUGUGACCUCAAUGACAGUAAGCACUCAUCACUGAGCUUACUAUUUGCAUUCCAAAUUUCUACCACAGACUAUCUCACUUCGGUAACGCUGUGAACUGUCUUUUGUCUUUUUCUUUUUUUAGUGAUCAGUAAUUAUCAUAAGUUAGGCCAACUUUCCCAUGGAGUUAUGCAAGCUUGAAGCCUUGAUUUUAAUAGGCUUAGAUGGGCUAAGCCUUAUUCGACUGUAGCCUUGAUGUGCAGAAUUUUCCUUUGCCUAUCUUGCUUAUGCUCAGGCAUGAUGGUAGAAGACUAUUUGGAAGACCCAGUUUUAAACAUGGUUUUCUGCCAUCCUGUCUAGUUUCACCUUUUUCCUAGUUCCAGGCCCUCAGACCUCAAAGAUGGCAUGGUGGUAUACAGAAAUAUUUCAAGCAUCCCUUCUUCAUUGAAAGUGUCUUCUUUAUUGAAAAAAACUGAUUAAAAGAGUUUUAUCAUUGUGAGUGAAUUCUGUAAAGAAGAACAUAGAGAUCUAUACAAUAAUAAUGCAGGCCAAUUUCAGUCCAAGCUAAUUAUAUUUUAUAUGAGAGUUCAAGUAUCUUUAUAGGAUUACCUUUCUAGCUGAUGGAUCUAUCCUAUAUUGCCUUAUACUUUGUAAAUGUUAAUAAUAAGGUUCUCAGUCUUUCUGGGAUUCAUUUGUCUUCUGUUAAACAAAUUAGCUACUUCACGUUCACAAAUAAGCCAAAACAGUUUUGAAUGAUUUGUUUCUUAUAUAAGAUUUAACAAAUCUGGCUUUCAGUAAAGUUAGAACUAAAGUGUCUUAACUUCUUAGCAUGUGAUCCAUAAUACAAAGUAAUAUAAUAAUUCUUGUCUCAAAAUGUUUAUCACUAAAUUCAACUGGUUUUAAUUGCACUUUAUUGAACAUGUUCAAAACAUUGAUAAAACCUAGGACAAUAAAUAUUCUUAAUGUCUGGUGCUUAAAUAUUUUCAGUAUUUUAUUACUAUAUUCAUAUUUUCUAUGUAAAAUUGAUCAGAUAAUGUUUUCUAUUUUAAUAUGUUAUAGAUGAAGAACUUCAUUUGUGAAAUAAAUAAGAAAAAC
Messenger RNA from Sceloporus undulatus (fence lizard), 4216 nucleotides. RefSeq names its product motile sperm domain containing 2 (gene MOSPD2). NCBI's taxonomy places the organism in Eukaryota, Metazoa, Chordata, Lepidosauria, Squamata, Phrynosomatidae. The coding region runs from base 240 to 1796 and encodes 518 amino acids. The record is from RefSeq and is a predicted model, not a curated record. The transcript is spliced from 15 exons.